AUGGUCCGCUCAAGCUUCGCUGUCUGUCUUCGCGCCUAUCCUUCCUCACCAACGUGGUCAAGGUCAAUCACCCCGGUCCUGCCCCAAGGACAACAUGUACGCUCCUCACAACAUCAUCAUAUAUAUGCGCAACAACAAAGAUGGAGCUCUCAUUCUCCCCUGGGCGCCUCCACAUCCGCCGCUUCGUCCCGCAAGAAGGUGACCACGGGCACAAUUCGCUCGCUCUACAAGAAAGGCGAGCCAAUCACCGUCAUGACGGCGCACGACUUCCCCAGUGCGCACGUUGCUGAUGCUGCAGGCAUGGACAUGAUCUUGGUCGGAGACAGCCUGGCCAUGGUUGCCUUGGGUAUGGAGGAUACGAGCGAGGUCAUGGUCGAUGAGAUGUUGCUACACUGCAAGUCGGUAGCACGGGCGACCAAGGCUGCUUUCACCGUUGGUGAUCUACCAAUGGGCUCUUAUGAGAUUUCGCCAGAGCAGGCCCUGGCGACUGCCAUUCGCUUCGUCAAGGAAGGUCGUGUACAGGGCAUCAAGCUCGAGGGAGGCAAGGAGAUGGCCCCGACGAUCAAGAAGAUCACGCAGGCCGGAAUUCCUGUUCUUGCGCACAUAGGGCUCACCCCGCAGCGGCAGAAUGCGCUCGGUGGCUUCCGUGUGCAAGGAAAGACGUCGAGCGGCGCAAUGAAGGUUCUCGAGGAUGCCCUCGCCGUGCAAGAGGCUGGCUGCUUCGCCAUGGUCGUUGAGGCUGUGCCAGCAGAGAUAGCGACCGUCAUCACCAACAAGCUGUCGGUGCCCACUAUUGGCAUUGGUGCCGGCAACGGGUGCUCCGGACAGGUUCUUGUGCAGGUCGACAUGCUGGGCAACUUUCCGCCUGGAAGGUUCCUGCCGAAGUUCGUCAAGAAGUAUGGAGACGUCUGGGGCGAAAGUCUGCGUGCCAUCGAGGCAUACCGGGACGAGGUCAAGGAUCGAUCGUACCCGGCGUCCGAGCAUACUUACCCCAUUGCGAAAGAGGAGGUUGAAGCAUUUGCCAAGGCACUAGAGUCGUGGGAGUCCAGGGGACAAGCAGCGUUGUCCCUGGGUAGAGAGGACAGUUGUGAACAAACUGGCAUGAUCAACCGAAAGCAGGCUGCUUUGCGGAGGUGCACUACGACGGCCUCGAACUUCUGGUUGGCGCUGAUCUUGCGGACACUGUUGCGAGCGAGCUGCGGGGCACCGCCGACUGGCUUGAAGCGCACGACGACUUUGUCUUGGUCAAAACCACCGGCCGUGGCGAGUGCGGCGCUGGCGUCUUGA
Microdochium trichocladiopsis is the source of this 1287-nucleotide messenger RNA. Its product is annotated as ketopantoate hydroxymethyltransferase-domain-containing protein. Lineage: Eukaryota; Fungi; Ascomycota; Sordariomycetes; Xylariales; Microdochiaceae. The record is from RefSeq and is a predicted model, not a curated record. Bases 1 to 1287 code for a protein of 428 amino acids. Gene Ontology annotation, biological process: pantothenate biosynthetic process. Gene Ontology annotation, molecular function: magnesium ion binding; 3-methyl-2-oxobutanoate hydroxymethyltransferase activity. The transcript is spliced from 4 exons. Gene Ontology annotation, cellular component: mitochondrion.